AAAAGAGGGGGUGGGGGGGGCACGGAGCCGAGGAUUCACUCCAGAUCUUGGGGAUUUUUGAGUCUCUCACUGUGGAAUGUCUUCUCUACAUUUAAAGUGAGUGUAAGAUUUAACUCAUUGAAUUAUCACAUAUUCAGCCGGGCAGAUUGCUUCCAAGACAAGUUUUUGAAACGUUUCUGCAAAAUGAGAGCACUGUGUUUGAACUUUGCCAUCACCUGUCUGUGGCUUCUACCUUCAGCGGUCCAAGAAACAGCCAGGCCCUUAGAUUUUCGGAGCCAACAAUGGAGUGAGGAGGAAGGAGAAACAGGAGACACUGUGGGAACUGCUUUGAAAGUUAAACAUAUCUUCAAAAAUUUACAGGUCAUCUCCACCAAACAAAAAACCCCUGCUUACGGCUCUCUUGGUCCAUACGGUUGGCCUCAGAACGUCUCCCAAGCCCAGGAUCAGUAUAUGUACCGCCCUCCUCCUAAAUCCAAACCUUCUCUUAAAACAUCCCCAAAGGCCAAGAAGAUCCUGGGUUGGGGUGAUUUUUACUUUAAUGUGAAAACAGUGAAGUUCAGCCUUCUGGUGACGGGGAAAAUCGUGGACCACAUCAAUGGCACGUUCAGCGUCUAUUUCCGCCACAACUCAUCUCGCCUGGGGAACAUAUCCGUCAGCAUCAUCCCGCCCUCCAAAGCUGUAGGAUGGGAGGUUUUGGACCCGACAGCUCAAAGCGUUCAUACAAAAAACUCAGUCCUGGUUCCCGAUCUGCCAUCCCAGUUCCAGAGCCCACCUCAGUCCACCACCUCUACUCCUCCAGACCAGCAGAAGCAGGACACGGUGAUGGUUAAUGAACUCAACUGCCGGAUUGAAUACCAGAGAACCAACCGAUCCAAGAAGACCAAGCCCUGCAUGUAUGACCCAGGGCAGACCUGUUACUCAGAAAACACCCAGUCCCAGGCUGCCUGGAUCUGCGCCAAGCCCUUUAAGGUUAUAUGCAUCUUCAUCGCCUUCACCGGCACCGAUUACAGGCUGGUGCAGAAAAUCUGUCCGGACCACAACUUUUAGACAAAGCAGAACCAGCAGCACUUCGGAUGAUGUGUUCUGAGAUAUCAGACACUGACUUUUCAUACAUCUUUUAAAAUCAUAUGUUAAUUUUUUUUCUAUAGGUUUGAGAAUGACUGUUUUUAUACGGUGUUAAAGUGCAGUUGUAGCUUUCUGUAAAUGAGAUCCAAUAACUGAGUGUUAAUAUUGUCAGAAACUAUGCUCAUCUGCCUAAAGCUCCACAUUGUCUUGAAAAAAACAGUGACUUGAUCCACAAUGUCACUUUGUGUGUGGUGUUUUUGUUUACCGAAUGUGCACUGAUAGAAGUGAUGACUUUAAAUCCAUAUUUUGAUAUUUGAUAUUUAAAAUGUGAUUUAACUCAUGAAUAAUAGAAUCAUCUGUACCUUUUGAAACACAGACUUUGAAUUCUUUUUUAUUGGGCCUGUAAAUGUAUUCUUUGCCUGUUCAUUGUACAGUGAUUGUGAUUAAUUACAUGUUUCUCUUCUAAGAACUGACACAGAGUGAGAUGAUUUACUGUUACAGUUACCUUAAUCACUGACACAAUACAUGUCCUUGGCUUUCCUCCAGCACUGAUUUUACUCUCACUUUGUACCUUGAAAAAAGUUCUAUUUUCCCGGCGUUCAGCGUUCACAGACAUGCUUUCUCUCUCAUUACGGCAAACAAUACAGCCCCUCUUCCUCAGGGUUUCAGGAUGUUUGGGCCGAGAGGGGCCGGUCACGGUGGAGUGGUGCAGGCAAGGUCUCAGCAGUACCGGAGGCUGGACUGGACAGGAGAGCCUGGAUGGGACGACCCAGAGAUGUGGAGCCUCUUCAUGCAGCUGAAUGACAGGUAGUGUCGGGGACUGGAGCUCAUCGCAUUAGAGAGCUUCUGCGGCCAUGCAGCACUCGAGGCCCGGGGCUCCUGCUGAACAACAAAUAUUCUGAGGGAUACCCAGGACGCAGGUACC
Messenger RNA from Etheostoma cragini (Arkansas darter), 1990 nucleotides. RefSeq names its product neurexophilin-2-like. Gene Ontology annotation, molecular function: signaling receptor binding. NCBI's taxonomy places the organism in Eukaryota, Metazoa, Chordata, Actinopteri, Perciformes, Percidae. The record is from RefSeq and is a predicted model, not a curated record. The transcript is spliced from 4 exons. The annotation marks the transcript as partial.